Molecule: messenger RNA, 2238 nt
Organism: Mastomys coucha (southern multimammate mouse)
Lineage: Eukaryota; Metazoa; Chordata; Mammalia; Rodentia; Muridae
Gene: Pcbp3
Product: poly(rC) binding protein 3
Exons: 16
Coding region: 421-1605 (394 amino acids)
Biological process (GO): regulation of gene expression; regulation of RNA metabolic process
Cellular component (GO): nucleus; cytoplasm
Molecular function (GO): mRNA binding
Source: RefSeq, a predicted model, not a curated record
GGCGGGUCCUCGCCGCGCGCAGUGCUCGGGCCGGAGCUCGAGGCGCUGCUUACCGUCGCCUGAGCUAGGAGACGCCGCGGCCGCCACUGGGUCGCCUCGGGCUUCGCGUCGCGCCGUGUACGCCUCUUCUGCCCCACCCGAUCGGCAGCAUAGGCUCUACCUGGUCCGCGGCCUCCCUGAUCGCGGCGGGGCAGGUGGUUUUGCUGCGGUGAACUCCUGCCCUACCUCCCGGUAGCUGGCUGCUGGCUCCGGACCCGGAGCUCUCGGUGAACCUGGGAAGGGAAUGAGAAUAGGGUAGGUGAGCUCCAGCCAAGCCAGCCCUGCCAGAGACCUCCAGUUUUGGUGGAUGGUGCUCUGAGCAUCCACAGUGUACUUCAGCAUUUGAAUCUAUGGACCUGCUUUGAACCAUAGAGCCUGCCUAUGGGGGAAGGUGACGCCAUCUGGGCCCCAUCCAUCCUUCCUCACAGUGCCCUCAGCACCUUAAGCCACCACCCUGAGCUACAUUUUGGAGGGAAGAUGGAAUCUAAGGUCUCGGAAGGUGGCCUGAACGUAACCCUGACCAUCCGCCUACUGAUGCAUGGAAAGGAAGUCGGAAGCAUCAUCGGAAAGAAAGGAGAAACGGUAAAGAAGAUGCGUGAAGAGAGUGGCGCCAGGAUCAACAUCUCAGAGGGAAACUGCCCAGAGAGAAUCGUCACAAUCACAGGCCCCACCGAUGCCAUCUUCAAGGCCUUUGCUAUGAUUGCGUACAAGUUUGAGGAGGACAUCAUUAAUUCCAUGAGCAACAGCCCUGCCACCAGCAAGCCCCCAGUGACACUGCGACUAGUGGUCCCUGCCAGCCAGUGUGGGUCCCUGAUCGGCAAAGGUGGCUCCAAGAUCAAGGAGAUCCGGGAGUCCACAGGUGCUCAGGUCCAAGUGGCAGGUGACAUGCUGCCCAACUCCACAGAGCGGGCAGUGACGAUCUCAGGGACCCCGGACGCCAUCAUCCAGUGUGUGAAACAGAUCUGUGUGGUCAUGCUGGAGUCCCCACCGAAAGGUGCCACCAUUCCCUACCGCCCAAAGCCCGUCUCCACCCCUGUCAUUUUUGCAGGUGGUCAGGUAAGAGCCGACCCGCUCGCGGCCUCCACUGCCAACCUCAGCCUUUUACUGCAGCAUCCGCCGCUGCCCGCCUACACAAUCCAGGGACAGUACGCCAUCCCCCACCCAGAUCAGUUGACCAAGCUCCACCAGUUGGCCAUGCAGCAAACCCCCUUUCCUCCCCUCGGACAGACCAACCCCGCUUUCCCCGGGGAGAAGCUGCCUUUACACUCCUCCGAAGAAGCUCAAAAUCUGAUGGGCCAGUCGUCAGGUCUGGAUGCCAGCCCACCAGCCAGCACUCAUGAGCUCACCAUUCCCAAUGAUCUUAUAGGCUGCAUAAUUGGACGCCAAGGCACCAAAAUCAAUGAAAUCCGACAGAUGUCUGGAGCUCAGAUCAAAAUCGCCAAUGCCACUGAAGGGUCAUCAGAGCGCCAGAUUACCAUCACAGGGACCCCAGCCAACAUCAGCCUUGCCCAGUAUCUGAUCAACGCUAGGCUGACGUCUGAGGUCACCGGGAUGGGUGCGCUCUAACCUACCCAAGAAUCCUCCACUGCACACAUCGGAUGGCUCCAGCCCGCAGCCUCACCAGCUGGCACACUGUACAGACUGCCUGUCCUUCCUUGCAGAUAUGAAUAGAGCGUUUUCUUUACAAACAGAUGAUAGUGCGCGUCUGCCCACUCAGGCCCUGUGCGCUCCGUAUUAGUGUAGCCUCCACGCAUUGGCAUGCAGCUCUUUACUUUAAUGCUCAACGUAUUCCCAAAUGUGAUGUUUCAGAGAUUUAUUCCUCAGUAUCCAUGUGACUGUCUGUUUAAAAGUUGGUUUGAUGCUUUAACAGCACUUCCUAUGUCCUGCUGUCCCUUGUUCUCAGAGACCCUCCUCUCCCACCCGCUCUACUGACUCAUUUCCACUCUAGGUUGCUCGCAGGGAUCAGAGGUACUUUUCUUGCAACCUGUAGGGAGUGUCGAGAGAGGAGGGACUUGGGGGGGUUAUGUCUAAGGAGCAGGGUGGAGUGCCAGAGGGUGGGGUGGGACCCUGGCUUCACUGGGAUAUCUCGGGGAAGGGGCACUUGUGGCCCCCAGGUGUCUUCCAAAAUGGCUCAGAACAAGGACUUGCCAGAAAGUUCAUCUGUACCCAUCAGAGUUCAAUAAAUGUCGUGUUCCUCUC